AUGGGGUUCUUCGACCUGAACAUCCCCUACCAUGAAUCUGACCGCCACGUUAUCGAUAAAUCCUCUCUAAAAUCCCGCCGCCUAAAGCUCGCCCUAAAAGCCAUGGAACUCGGCUACACUGGAGUGGCCUACAACCGUACCCUCAAAGGCGUGAUUUCGGAAUCUGACCGCUGCGUAAUCCCUCUCUUCCCUCUCUCCUCCCUCUUAAAAGUCGCACCUUCUUCCUCGUAUUUCUCCGCCUCCGUCAAGUUCCAUCGGGAGCUUCUAAACGUCGACGUUUCAUCCCCCUUCCGCCAGUACACUCGCCUUACAUUAAUUGUCGAUAGUGCUGCUCCCGUUCUCAAGUCUAGCAAUGGAAUUCUAAAGAGUUACGAUAUAGUUGCUGUUAGACCCGUAAAUCAGAACGCCUUUGAUCAGGCCUGUAAAAUCUCCGAGGUGGAUAUUAUCGCCAUUGAUUACUCUGAAAAGUUGCCUUUUAGGUUGAAGCACCCAAUGGCUAAAGCUGCAAUCAAGAUUCAUGGUAGGGAAUGUUCAGGUCGAAGAACCCCAUUUGGAUGUGUAGAAGAGGGCAGUACGGUGGUGAGUGGCCGGGUAACGGGACUACAAACGGUGAUCACGGCUGACAGGUGUGGCUGA
Messenger RNA from Fraxinus pennsylvanica, 636 nucleotides. Lineage: Eukaryota; Viridiplantae; Streptophyta; Magnoliopsida; Lamiales; Oleaceae. The record is from the annotation of a GenBank genome assembly.